UCUAACGGGGUGCGAAGGCAAUUUCAGGCCAAGAAUUUACCCCAAUAAAGUUGUCGGAUCAAUCAUUAUUAACGUGAUUUUUAUUACAUAAGGAAGAUGCCUGGAGGAAGAUCACACGAGAACGGCCAUGUGUCUGAUGGGGCAACAGAGAGUGAAGAACAUGAAGGCCAAGGUGUGCCUACUGCUCAUGAUUGGGAAUGGGAGAAGAACAAAGAUAAAGACAUCUACGAUGAUGGAACGAUGACAUAUUUCUGGCGAGCCCAUACGUUAACAGUCCUGGUGAUAUUCAGCUGCAUUUUGGUUUAUGUAGCCGUUUUUGAAGAUCCUACAAACGAUGCAAAUUAUAAUGCAAAACGAGGUAUUACUGCUUGUAUCCUAGCCUUCCUGCUCCUAGGUGUCACCCAGACACCCGAUGGACCAUUUAAAAGACCACAUCCUGCUUUCUGGAGACUCGUGCUGUGCCUUAGUAUUGUGUAUGAGCUUCUGCUCAUAUUUUUACUUUUCCAGUCUGUCCAUGAUGCUCGCCAACUCCUGACAAAUUUUGAUGCCGAUUUAGGCAAGCCACUUCCAGAAAAAGAUUACGGUGGAACCUGUAUUAUUUAUGAGCCCGGCCAUCCUAAUGGGCCCUUCCAUAAUGUUUGGGACAAAAUGGAUGGAUUUGUCGUCUGUCAUUUUAUUGGAUGGUGGGCAAAAACAUUGAUUUUGAGAGACUACUGGUUGUGUACGGUGAUGAGUGUCAUGUUUGAAAUCCUUGAAUAUACGUUGGAACAUCAGCUACCAAACUUCAGCGAAUGUUGGUGGGAUCAUUGGAUCAUGGAUGCACUCAUAUGUAAUGGCUUAGGUAUCUACUUCGGAAUGAAAACACUCACAUAUUUGUCCAUGAAACCUUACCAUUGGCAGGGCCUGUGGAACAUCCACUCAUACAGAGGCAAAUUAAGGAGAUUAGCCUUGCAGUUCAGUCCUUACAGUUGGAUGGACUUUGACUGGAGACCGACUGAUAGUCUGAAAAGAUGGUUAGCCCUUGUAGGAGUCAUAUGUGUGUUCCUCUUAGCAGAGUUAAACACCUUCUACCUCAAGUUUGUAUUAUGGAUCCCGCCACCACACUUUCUGUGUCUGGGCCGUUUGGUGAUCGUUCUUUUCUGGGGUGCUGUGUCCAUGAGGGAGCUAUUUGAGUUCUUGGACGAUCAGCAAUACAUUAGCUUUAAUGGAAAGCUCGACAGAGAAUGCAAGAUGUUUGGUCGUCAGAACUGGAUCACGUGUGCCAUUAUUCUGACCGAAUUGCUUGUGAUUUUGAAAUUCGAUUGGGAGACGAUAACAAAGCCACUUCCGCGUCCUGUCGCCAUUUUCUGGUGUCUAGGAUUAAUUCUUCUGGUCGUUUGGACCAUUCAUCGUUUUUUCAUCCGACGUGAUUUACGUGAUCACGUCAUUGUCCAUCCCGACCUGAAACAUGAUCUUGCUCACGGAGACAGUACGAAGAGUGAUAAGAAUGAUAACGUUGCUGGUGCCGAGUCUGUGGAAAUUCGCCAACUUCGCCAGCGGACAAGAGUGAACACUCAUUAGACGGUGUUACGUACUGUCAUGGCCAGAACUAGAUCUCCGUAGGAUAUUUUGUCAAUUUUCUCUUGAAAGAUGCGGUUAGGAUGUCUUGUUUUGGUUAUGACAGUGCUUGGGUCAUGUCCUUGGUUUGGCUUAUUCAGUAAUAACUAAAGUUGAUCACCUCAUUAUUUUGUAAUUUUACACAGUGGUCAGUUCUGUCUUUUGACUAGAUUGUGCAUUUCAAUCCCCUGCAUGUACAGUUUGAAUCUAAAGUAAUAUCCCCAAAAUGGUCAAUGCUUUUGUCAAUUUCAUGUGUGUAUGACAGAACAUGAGUGGAAUGUUACAGAAUACCUCGAUGUCAGCCACUCUCCAGCGGGCCUGUCAUCAAAUUAACUUUGAUAAUGCAACUAGAUAUAGAAUUGAGAUCCUAAAUUUUUUGGUCAGCAGGAUUGUUGUAUUCUUAGGCAUAUCACAAGAUCUUGAAUUUUCCAUUGUUUUCUGCCUAAAGGUAUAAAGACCAGGCAAAAAAAUGUGAUUGCUGAUUUUGUGUAACUUGGAAUCGGAAAGAUUUUUUGAAACGCCAUUCGUGCAUAAUCAGAUCUGUUUCAGAUACUUUUUGAAGCUUUCUUUUAAAUAUUUUUGCAAUUUCAUUUGCAUACUUUUCAGGAAUGUGGAACAGUAGUACUGGUUGUGAUUUUUUCAAUGUUAGAUUCUGUGCAGUGGCUAAUAACCAAGUUCAGAAAAGUGUCAUACCAAAUUAUUGUUCAUUAUGCCUGCUUGCAUUGAUUAUUGAUGGUUGCUUGCAUUGAUUUGGAGCACGAUUUCAUAUUGAUAAGGCAUUUAGAAUACACUUCUCUGGUCUUGACUAUUUUGUAUUACAUGCUGGCUAGAAGACACAACACACUCAUCUCUUUAUCAUGAUACAUCAGUGUGAUUUAGUGACGUACCAUUUAAUUCAAACAUAGCUUGACUCUGCUUGGUUUACCUGUAAUGUUGGGUAACUGAAAGUCAAAACAGAAAGUCUACAAAUAAUUUUAGAGCACAUUUAGCAAAGCUUGGCCUAUUAAAAUAUCGCUAUCCAAAUUGAUGAGGAGUAGAAUUCGAUAAAAUUUGUUACUGUUUCAAUAUUCUAUGGACAUGGUAUACAUCAAGAUGGCUGUUUUCUCUCUGUUAUAUACAUCCACAAAGUUUAUAUUCAACUUUCAGUUUCUAAUUUGUUAUAACUCGUGGUAAAAUCUAUAUUUCUGGGAAGAGGUUUGACUAAUCAUUUGCUUAUUAUCUUGCUUGUGCCUCAAAAUGCUUAGUUCAGAUACUGUUUUAUUGGACUUAAUGACUGUGGGACAAACUGAAAAUCUUGAUACUGGAUACUGAAAUCAGUGUACAGAAACCCCCCCCCCCAAAUUCUAACCUGUCUAAAUCAUUCACAGUGGUCAUUGCAGGUGCCACUGUGGUUUGAUUUGCAAUGAAUAUCAAACCCAAUAAUGCUUGGUUUUACCCGUAGAUAAACAAUCUCUUGAUUGCUCAUAGCAGCCACAAAUUUCGCUGGUUUCUGCGACAAAUAUUUAGAGAUUUGCUGGUAAAGUAGUAUGUGUAGUAGUAGCAGCAAAAUAUCAAAAUCAUCAUACAAGUUUUCAUUUAAAUGGCUUUCUUCCCGCACUUAAUUAUCAAAAGUCACUUUACACAUGUCUCUACACAUGGCUUUCCUCCCGCACAUAAUCAUCAAAAUGAAGUAAUUUACGAUGUUAGGCCUUUCCAAAAAUGGCUUUCAUCCUGCACGUAAUCAUCAAAAUGAAGUAAUUCAGAAAUCUUGUAUAAUACAUGGCUUGUGACUGCAUGCUUUAGCAUAUUGUAAGCUUAUCAAAUAAUUUGUACAUACUUUUUGGUAAAAAUCUGUAAGAGUAAAAUGUGAUUCAUCACUGCAAAACGAUGCACACGUUACUCUUAGCUUGGCAAUGGAGAUGGCCUGGUAGUUCAUUUCACUGUCGUCUGCCUCAUGUGAAAUAUGAGCGCAUCAAUUUCUUCCAUUAUCUCGUGGUGUCAUUUAGGCUCAUCUUCUGCGCGUCAUCUGCGCUGUGAGGGGUCACAAAUAUCACAUCGUCUCCCAGGAAAUUUUCUUCAGUUUUGUAACUCUGUCUUUAUUGAGAAGUCUCUGUAGUCGAUAAUCUUGUUUCCCCGAGAUUGUGAUUUUUUUCUUAUGAAUAUUUAUAAAUGUGGUCAUGUGAUAGUGUUUAGUCCAAUCAAGCUGUCCCAGACUCACAUCUGUUGUAAUGUUGAUUUCGGUGCAGUGUUCUCCCUCCAAUUUCUAACUGUGUCAGUCACAUAAUCAAAUAUAUAAAGAGUGUAUAAUAGGUUUACAUGUCACUUUAUAUUUUCUAAAACUGGUGUUCCAAACUUGGAAUUCAGGGAAUUUCUCAGUAGUGAACCGCUCGUGGGUUUGAUGAGGAAAAGCGUAAAGCUUUUAAAAUCGUUUUCUCAAACCUUUUAGGGAAUGGAAAGAAUAAUGUAAAGGUCCCGAGUUGUUUGAUGCUGUAUAAUAUUUUGCCUUUGAGUGAACAUUCUCACAUAUUACUUCGCCAUUUGGUGCCAUCCACUUCAAAUUAAAUUCUCAAUAAGAAUUGUGUUCUGCCUUAAUAUGCUCAUGAAAGAAAUAUGGAACUUUUUCAUUAUAUUUUUUAGUUUUUAAAACCUGUAACGGUAGAAAGUAGUUUUAAUAUAAUUUUGUGUCUGGAUGACAUAGGUAUUCAAAUCUCAAAUGUCCCACUGCUCCCUGUGUCCUUCACAAGAAGAAAAAAAACCUAGGUGCUCUUGUUGGGUCUGCUUCAUGAUGCAGUUUCAUAAUGGCCUACAUUGUAUAUUAUGUCAAUUAAAGUCUUCAUUGAGCUUAAUAGUAAUAUCAAAUUUCUUAGUUUCGCAAUGGAAAUUGAAAGACAUGUACGUAGAAGGCAGAAGUGGAUAUUUUGCUUCAGUUGGUUAAAACUGCUUGUAUUUUUCGAUCGGACAUGUUUGUAUCUUUAUUAUAUGACUCCCACCAAGUCAGUUGAACUUCCUUUGCUCGUGUGUGCCAUGCUACAUUGGAAAAAGUCCUUUGUGGAAACCUUUUUGUUGUACAUGUAUAUUGAUGCACUUACAUUUUUGCUGUGUGCCUGUCAAGAAUGCCAUAAUUCAUGAUUUCUUUCAGGUAACAUAAACUGGUUGAUUUCAAAUCAAAAUCAAAUGUAGCCACCUAUGGUAUGACUUUGUGUUUUUUGCUUAACAUUUUCAGUUAAAAGAAGUUAGAAUAUUGUAAAGCAUGAAUACCUAUGAUUAGAACUGUUUGCACCCUUCCAACAGCAACAGUUCAGAUUUUGUCACACUGCCAGUGACAAAUCCAAACCAAAGAGCUAGGUGAUGGGUCAGAUUAAGUUUUUUGACAUAAUGGAAAGUCUUUAGUGCACAUAGCUAUAAUUUGUUAACUCUAUAAUCCCGCCUGCUCACACUUUGUACGGAACUCGGAAUAAUUUUGUUAUGGUUCUAUAUUUUCACUAGAGUGUUUAUUUUUGCCCUGCCGAUAUAAUUGUGAAUAAAUCGUGAAUGCUUAAUCAAUAAAGGA
Messenger RNA from Lineus longissimus, 5125 nucleotides. RefSeq names its product phosphatidylserine synthase 2-like. Bases 97 to 1560 code for a protein of 487 amino acids. Lineage: Eukaryota; Metazoa; Nemertea; Pilidiophora; Heteronemertea; Lineidae. The transcript is spliced from 13 exons. The record is from RefSeq and is a predicted model, not a curated record. Gene Ontology annotation, biological process: phosphatidylserine biosynthetic process. Gene Ontology annotation, molecular function: L-serine-phosphatidylethanolamine phosphatidyltransferase activity.